This is a messenger RNA of Ictalurus furcatus (blue catfish), 5053 nucleotides long. RefSeq names its product mannosidase, alpha, class 1B, member 1a (gene man1b1a). Gene Ontology annotation, molecular function: mannosyl-oligosaccharide 1,2-alpha-mannosidase activity; calcium ion binding. The coding region runs from base 529 to 2502 and encodes 657 amino acids. Gene Ontology annotation, cellular component: membrane; endoplasmic reticulum. The transcript is spliced from 14 exons. Lineage: Eukaryota; Metazoa; Chordata; Actinopteri; Siluriformes; Ictaluridae. Gene Ontology annotation, biological process: N-glycan processing; carbohydrate metabolic process. The record is from RefSeq and is a predicted model, not a curated record.
GGGUUUUUUUUUUUUCAGCAGGGUGGGAACAAAUUCCCACAAAUACACUCCAAAAUCUCGUACAAAGCCUUCCCAUAAGAGCAGAGGCUAUUACAGCUGUACAAAGGGAAAACCAACUCCAUAUUAAUGCUCAUGAGAUGUUCAUCAAGCUCAGGUGUCCUUGUCAUUUUAGGGCAUAUAGUGUGUUUUAGGGGCGGGCUCUCAGCCCAUGCGGUCACGUGACACGAUCAGGAAGCUGUCGCGUAAACAUUGUCCUGUUAGAUAUAUCAGUUGAAUAAAUGUGAAAUACGGAGAAAAUGUCAAUUGGGUUUUUUUUGUAUUCUAGUAAAGACGACACGUAAGAGGUGCUGGUUAGCUCGCUGUGCUAGGUGGUGUUGCUAGCUUGUUAGCUGCAUGGCUAGCUGGCUAGUAAACCAUCAGUGAGCAGAAUGAAGCGGAUGUUCCGCUUGUGGUUUGGAUCACCGGCUCUCUGGAUGUAAACAGAUUUAAGAUCAGUAUCUGUGAGACUCGGAUUGUUCAGGAGGAGAAAUGUAUUCGACACAGAGGAAGGACUUUGUCUCUGUGACUGUGGGCGAGCGCAGCUAUAAUAACGGAAAGCACCGGAGGCAGUCAUGCUGGAGGAAAUGGAAGCAGUUUUCCCGGCUGCAGCGCAGUCUGAUACUGUCUCUCUUCUCUAUUCUGUUCAUCGGCGGGAUCUUCUCUUACCCCAGCCUCUCUGAGCAGUGGACAGAUCUGUCUGAUGGAUCAGUGCGUGAAGUUAGAGAUGACCUGCAGAGGCGGAGUUUCCACCCCAUCCCUCCGGGUCAGAUCUUAAAACCCGUACCCGAGAUCAUAUACAAGGAGCCUCUUGAGCCACAGAGACCGAACCCCUUCGUCCUUCCCAAACCUCCAGCUCUGAAGAAACCUCAGAGCAAGCGUGGUCCUCCAGGCCUGCAGAAACGAGGAAAUGUGUCUGACUGGCAGGUGAAGGACCGACAGGAAGCAGCCCUCGGAAGAGAAGAAGAGCAGGAGGAAGAAACGCAGACAGUCAUUAGCUGGCGAGGGGCCAUGAUCGAAGCCAUGCAGGAAGCUGAGCCGCAGGAGGCAGCAGGAGCCGCUGAGGUUGAGGAAGCCGUCCCUUUACAAAUAGUCCCAGUGAACCCAGUGGAUCGGGUGGAGGCCGUCAGAGAAGCGUUCAGGCAUGCAUGGAAAGGCUAUAAAGCGUUUGCUUGGGGUCAUGACGAGCUGAAGCCUGUCUCGAAGACACACAGGGAGUGGUUUGGUUUGGGUCUCACCCUCAUAGAUGCCCUCGACACCAUGUGGCUUCUCGGCUUUAAAGAAGAGUUUGAGGAAGCUAGAAGAUGGGUAGAGACAGAGUUAUCAUUCACCAAGAACAUCGAUGUGAAUUUGUUUGAGAGCACCAUCCGCAUUCUUGGAGGCCUCUUGAGCACUUAUCACCUGACAGGAGACACUCUGUUCCUGGACAAGGCUAAAGAUCUUGGUUCUAGAUUAAUGCCUGCUUUCAAGACUCCGUCCAAGAUCCCUUUUUCUGAUGUUAAUAUCGGUAAAGGCACUGCUCAUCCACCACGCUGGACCACCGACAGCACCGUGGCCGAGGUCACCAGCAUUCAGCUGGAGUUUCGCGAACUCAGCAGGCUCACUCAGGACCCACAGUAUCAGAACGCAGUGGAUGAGGUGGUGAAGCUGGUCCACAGGCUGGAUGGGAAGCGCGAUGGUCUGGUGCCCAUGUUUAUCAACACGAACACCGGCAAGUUCACGCACCGUGGAGUGUUUACUCUGGGAGCCCGCGCAGACAGCUACUACGAAUACCUGCUCAAACAGUGGCUACAGGGAGGGAAAAAGGACAACACGUUACUGGAGGACUACCGUCAGGCUGUUGACGGGGUGAAGAAAAAUCUACUUAAACAGACAGCCAGUAAGCACACCUUUGUAGGAGAGCUGUCUCAUGGACGUCUCAACCCCAAAAUGGAUCAUUUGGUGUGUUUUCUCCCGGGCACGCUGGCUCUGGGAGCACAUAACGGCCUGCCAGCUGACCACAUGGAUCUGGCUGUGCAGCUGAUGGAGACGUGCUAUCAGAUGUAUGUGCAGAUGGAGACCGGCCUGAGUCCUGAGAUCGCCCACUUUAACCUGUACAGCCUCAACGGCCGGGAUAUAGAUGUCAAACCGGCAGACAGACACAACCUGCUGAGACCUGAGACAGUGGAGAGUCUUUUCUACCUGUACACAUUCACCCAGGAUAAAAAAUACAGAGACUGGGGCUGGCAAAUCCUGGAGAGCUUCAACAAGUACUCCAGGGUCCCCAGCGGAGGCUACACGUCCAUAGGGAACGUCCGUGACGCGGUCAAUCCCAACCCCAAGGACAAGAUGGAGAGCUUCUUCCUUGGAGAGACUCUGAAGUACCUCUUCCUGCUGUUCUCAGACGAUCCUGAUCUGAUCAGUUUGGAUAAGUAUGUUUUCAACACCGAGGCUCAUCCUCUCCCUAUCUGGCCUUCUGCAUCAUGACCUGUGCUGAAGCUUCUACAUGCCGGGAGAAUCCUCUAGAGCUCUUCAUCCCGAUCAGAGAGCGAGUGGAGCUCCAGCGCAGAACUUCAGCGCAGUCGGUUAACGGUCUCGUAUUGGCUUUUAACUGUACAUACACUAACGAGCAUUUUUGAUGGUGGUGAGAAGUCUGAUCUGUGGUGGUGAAGCAAACACGGAUCGGACUGGAAGGACGAAAUGGUUAAUCGUGUUAUAUGUAAAGGUUGUUUAUCAUUUGUCUCCAUCCACACACUUGCUAUUAGAGAUAAAACUCCAGUAUAAGUAGGUUAUAGCUGCUUGUCAUCCACAUUUUAGGGUUUAUCUUACUCGCAUAAGACGGCUCAGAUUACAUGCUGUAAAAAUACCAGGCACUUUUGAUUUUGCAGCAUAGAGUAUUACUUUGCCGGUUUUUUUGGGUUUUUUUUGUCUUCUUCUUCUUCUUGUGUAUUGACACACGUGAGGUUUUACAUUUCGUCUCGUUGAAGUGACAAGCUCUUACACUAGGGACCUACAAACACAUUUCUGAGUGUUACAUUUAUGAGAUACAGGAUGCAUUUAGGGCCGCGUUGAAUAGCGAGCCGUUUGUUUUUAAGAGUUAUAUUUUAUUUGAUGGCUCUAAGGCCCGGGAGAUUUUAUUUGUUUCUGUUCACUUCAUCUGACAGCUUUAGCACUUUAGUAAAAGCCCGCGACUUGAUUUAGUAGCGUUCCCUCCGGAGCCUCUUGAGCUGCAGCGCUGUUUUGUGUCGCGAUCCACGACUCCGCCAGCUGUGAGACGAAACUCGAGGUAGACGUAGGAGUCGUGACAAAAACGACCCAUUUUUAAAAAUGAUUUAAAGGAGCUCUUUGUAACUUUGGAUGCUUUUGCUGCCUGUGAGGUGAAUUGCAAUGCAAAAAAAAAAAAAAAUGACAAGCUUCCUAAGGCUGGAUUUAUAUUUUUGUGUUUUGGUGUGUCGGCGCGUCACGUACAGGUGUCUGCCAGCAUACUUGCAGUUAAAGGAAAACUCCACUCUGAAACACAUUACGUAUCGGAACGUUUGUGAUGUAUUUGUUGGUGCUGUAUUUUCAUCAUUCCUGUGAGAAGGUAGCUAUGGUGUGCCGUGCUGACGUCACACGGAGACAUUGCUAGCGCAGUCAUGAUGGAACUUAAUAGGAGAAAUCUUUUACUUAAUCGCAAACAUUCGGGAUAACAACGUGUGAGUCUCGGUGAGCUACGGUUACCCAUAAUCCCUUUCUGCGAGUCGUGAUGCAACUAUGCAGAAAUAUAAAUUGACCGUAAGUGGUUGGGUUGAGCGGCUGUGUUGCCACGAGAGGUGGGGCUGAUUUCAGGGCCGGAAAACUGCAUACAAAAGCCUGAAAUGAAGGAAUUGGUGAGAUCUAUUACAAGGCAAUAUUGUUAUUAAAGCAAUAGUUCUCAAAUUAAAGAUAGUCGGGGUCUUUUUUUUUCUUCUUCUUCUUCUUCUUUUUUUUAAAAUGAAUUCGUUAUUGAGUUAAACUGUUCACUUGAAAUGACUGGAUUUAAUCCAAACCUCAACACCCCAAAAGCGCAUCAAAUUUAGAAAUAGAAAGCUCCACUUCUCUAGUACAAAUGCUCCCUUUUAAACUGCACUCUUGGGUUUAAAACACCGUUUUUUACAACCAGGGACUCGUUUAACCGUUAAAAAAUAAAAUAAAUCGACAGACCCCGUCAGUACAGAUUUAUUUUAUGGAUAUAAUUAUAACUAUUCAAAUAUGAGGAUUAUUACUUCGUUACUAAAUUCUAAUUAGUUCUUAGGGAAUUACUCAUUAAUGAACUGUACAUAAUGAUUUAUCGGUAGUGUGUUGGAGCCGUAGAGCGUUUUUUUUUUUUUUAUUCCAGAACUUUCCACUUACAGCGCACGUCUUUAUUUAACUUGUCACUAGAUUUAUGGUCAUUAUGUAAAAUUCUCAUUAUUGAGUUAUUGAGUCUUGGAUUCAAUCCAUUCGAUUCUAGUGAUCAGGCGAAUAACUCAAAGAAAGAGAAAAAGAAAAAUCUUUGGCGCUAAACCACUCAACUAAUGAGUCCUUUACUCAGCAGUAAUCGCAGCUGUUACGGAUGUUUAAGAUAAUUUAUUCGUUGACACUAACUCGCAUUGUUUGACACUAAAGUUCACGACCUAACAAUUUGGCAACAAUAAUUACGAUCGAUAUAAUGUUUUGGUCAUAUUUUUUGCUGUCAUGUUUGUAUAUGUAGGAGUGUUUGCCAAAAAUUUGGAACAUGUGGGCGGGGGGGGUUACAGAUAUAGCCGUUUCAUGUGCAGUCAAUUUCAUUCCAGUGUUUGGCUCGUUCAGUCGUGGCUCACGUCAUGCUUUUAUUUAUUUAUUUUUAUACCCUGUCAUUUCGGAGGUUUAUCUGUGAUAGGUCGCCGUGUGCUCUAAACCUCCUGAAGCGCUAAGCCUUUAGCAAAAUAGAAAAUUUCCUCGCAUUGUAAUUUAUUGCAGGAUUGAUCGACAGCGCCGUCCUGCCUACUCGUUCACAGCAGGGUGGAAAACUCUCUCGAGAGAGAGAGAGAGAGAGAGA